Molecule: messenger RNA, 1520 nt
Organism: Plectropomus leopardus (leopard coralgrouper)
Lineage: Eukaryota; Metazoa; Chordata; Actinopteri; Perciformes; Serranidae
Gene: dnajb1b
Product: DnaJ heat shock protein family (Hsp40) member B1b
Biological process (GO): negative regulation of transcription by RNA polymerase II
Cellular component (GO): cytosol
Molecular function (GO): Hsp70 protein binding; transcription corepressor activity
Source: RefSeq, a predicted model, not a curated record
UUUAUAUUGAAUAUCCGUGAGGCGCAUCGGUCUGAGUGGACACUGAGGACAGAGUUGAGGACGGACUUCUUAAGUUCGCGAACAGCAGUUUUCGGACAGUGCCAACAAUUACUGAGGAGGCCGCUGGAUGGUCAAAAUGGGUAAAGACUACUACAACAUUUUGGGAAUUCAGAAAGGAGCGUCGGAGGACGACAUUAAGAAAGCUUAUCGUAAGCAGGCUCUGCGCUUUCAUCCCGACAAAAACAAGUCACCGGGAGCCGAGGAGAAGUUCAAAGAGAUAGCUGAAGCAUACGACGUUUUGAGCGACCCGAAGAAAAAGGACAUUUACGACCGUUUUGGUGAAGAAGGUCUCAAAGGCGGAGGCGCACCAGGUGGUGGUGGAGGUCCUGGCAACUUUAGCUACACCUUCCAGGGCGACCCGCAUGUCAUUUUUUCGGAGUUCUUUGGCGGACGCAACCCUUUUGAACAGUUCUUUGGCCGCAAUGGAGGCAUGGAUGAGGACAUGGACACUGACGACCCUUUUGCCCGCUUUGGGAUGGGGGGCAGUGGAAUAGGCGGGUUCCCUCGUUCCUUCAGCUCAGGCAUGGGAGGAAUGGGCCCUCACACUAGCGUUGUCAAGAAGCACCAGGACCCUCCUGUGGUUCGCGAUCUUUAUGUGACCUUGGAGGAAGUUCUGUCGGGUUGCACAAAGAAAAUGAAGAUCUCUCGCAAAAGGUUGAACCCCGGCGGGCAAUCAGUUAGAAUAGAGGAUAAAAUCCUGGAAGUGCAGAUAAAGAAGGGAUGGAAAGAGGGCACGAAAAUCACAUUUCCCAAAGAGGGCGACGAGACUCCCACAGUUAUUCCAGCUGACAUAGUCUUUGUGUUGAAGGACAAGGCACAUCCAGUGUUCAAACGCGACGGCUCGGACAUUGUUUACACAGCAAAGAUUCCACUCAGAGAUGCCUUAUGUGGCUGCACAGUCAACGCACCCACACUGGACGGCAGAUCUGUGACUGUGUCAACAACAGACAUUGUACAGCCAGGGAUGAAGCGACGAGUGAGUGGCGAGGGGCUGCCUUAUCCCAAACGCCCUGAUCGCAGAGGCGACCUAUUAGUGGAGUAUGAGGUCAAGUUCCCAGAACGGCUCAGCCAAAGCGCCCGGGACACCAUCGCUCAGGUCCUCCCGCGAUCUUAAACAAGACCAACAGACAUCUGCCACUUUAGAAACAUGACACUAAGCUGCCAACCAUUGUUUGUGUCAAUCAUCACAUGGACAUUCAUGUGGCGUUACAAAUCACAUCAGACAAUAAGGCACAGACUUUUGAGACAGACUUGUGUACACUGUGUAAAACCCUCCUUGGAGAAGUGCUCAUCAUGAAUGACUGCAGCAUUUCACAGGGUAGAAUGUAAAUAUGACCAAUAUUGUUUGGUGUUUGGGUUACUGAAUAAGAUUAGAUUUUUAUGAAAAGAGCAUAUUGUAAAAUAUAUGUGCACUAUUUUCUGAGAACUGUUUUGUUGGUAUUAAAGGUUCUUCCCUCGGA